AUGACGUCCCGCGAAGAAACCGUCCUAGCUCCCAUCGAUCCCUCUAUCACUGAUGAGAACGAUUGGUGGGAGUUUGGCCUAACCGAUGUGAAGGUCCUAAAGCCUGGGAAGAUGCUAUAUGCGAAUCUACUGGAUGCUACUGAACAGAACCCAGUACAAGUGAUCGGCUGCUUAGAGCCACUGCGAGAGGAUCAGGAACACUUAGUACUCAACCCGGACAACCCCCCUAAGCGCAUUAUUAUUGACGAAGUCACACACUAUGCCUACGGCCAAACUGAAGAUAAGAGCAUCGAGCUCUGGGUUGCUGGUAAGGCGGGCUGGUACGACAUCAUCUCGCCCGCCAAGGGUUUCACACCCACAUACAAUCGCAUGGUCCAGGCCAUUGACAUGCUGUAUUUCCUGGUUGAUAAGCACCAGCAAGGGAAGAAACAGAUCAAUCCCUCAUUUAGGAGUCUCUGCGAACAAUACACUUACCACACAUAUGGCUCAUGUGAGACUCGAGAACAGUCAGCUGAGGCCUUUGCGACACACGCUACUUUCUUGCUUCGCUGCAUGAUCCAAGGUGAUGCAGAUGUGGACUGGAAGAAGACAAAUAUCUUCGUCCAUCUGCGUCGCCAAUUUCAUGAUGACUAUAAUAGACUCAUGGAGGAGCUUUCGCCCUCCGAGGAAAGCGAAACUGAACCCGAAGACACACCAGAAGUAGCAACUCCUCGACAUCAGCCUGCGGCAAUUUCGAAAUCACAAGCUGAUGCCAUCUAUCAAUUGCUCAAGGACCUCAGAGCAGAAGGCCACUUGGCAAAGCGUCGCCUGCAUAUUGACCUCCUAGGAGAACGCUUAGCAGAACGGUUCUCUUUCAGCAACGAAGAUGCCCAGAAAAUCAUUGCGAUCCGGGCAAGUGCCGUGAUAGAAUUGAUGGAUGAAGAGGACUUUAGAUGGCCUCGCUAUGUCAUCCAUAGAGAACUCACACAUGCAUCCACGAAAUCCGCCCCUCUGCCAGCUUCACUUCUAACCCCCUUGGAUUCACAGGAAGAAUCCAGUGAUGAUGAACGAUACGGUCGGACUCAGAAGUCUGUGCUACGUCCAAAAGUACACACAGUCUCCAAUAAAGUGACCGGCAAGCGAAACCGUAAUGCCUCCACAAACCAACAGACAGUCGAAUCCAACGACGAGGAAGACCAAGAGGACACCGAGGAAAUCGACGAUUUCGAAAACGAGAUCGAAACACCUAGCAAAAUCCGCGGCCAUGAAUUAAUCAGAGAUCCGUUCACAGCCACAAAGCCUCGGACUCGUUCGUUCUUGUCAGCCUCCUCGAGCGUCGCCGGCCCCUCUCUUAUGAAGAGCCUGUUUAAAGACAAUAUCAAAAAAGACAAACUUCAAACUCCUCCUGUAUCUUCGUCGCCAUCACGCCAAAAGCUUCAGACUCCGGAGCGGGAUCAAACUCCAGAUACGUCCGUUGAAACCGAAGAACUCAUCGAUGAGAUAUCUGGUACUUGGACAUGUCGCAUGCCCGGAUGUGAGAGGUUGAUUUCGACUACGGACAGAACUGAGCGCAAGAAGCUUGUUGGGGACCAUGCCGGAGAGCACGAGUGGGAGAUGCAGAUGAAGGUCGAGCUGAUGGAAUCGGAGAAACGCAUGCAUUCUUCCUUCCCUGUCACCAACCUCAUGCAGUACGUCGUUGACGCGCAUGUGCUGCAAAUGCGUGCUGCAUUCCCGGAGUUCUAUCCUGCAAGUAAAGAAAAUGACACGCCUCUGAAUGGUGAAUACCUGAACGGAGAUACAUCUGUUCCAGAGACAGAGGGAUUAGAAGAGGAGAAUGACGAGGAUGAAGAGGAUGAUGAAGAUGAAGAGCUUGAGGAUCUUGUGAAUGGCUACACAUGA
Molecule: messenger RNA, 1878 nt
Organism: Penicillium vulpinum
Lineage: Eukaryota; Fungi; Ascomycota; Eurotiomycetes; Eurotiales; Aspergillaceae
Exons: 4
Coding region: 1-1878 (625 amino acids)
Source: RefSeq, a predicted model, not a curated record